Molecule: messenger RNA, 582 nt
Organism: Rubroshorea leprosula
Lineage: Eukaryota; Viridiplantae; Streptophyta; Magnoliopsida; Malvales; Dipterocarpaceae
Source: the annotation of a GenBank genome assembly
UUGUAUUUUCUGCUGAUUUAGAAUCAUUUUUAUAAUUCCAAUCUUCUCUUUCCACCAUGGAACUUGACAAAUGCUGGUGCAGUUCAGGCAGUAGUCAUAGUUUCCGGUGGAGCAAAUGCCGUCCAAAUCCUAGUACCGGCCACUACAACCGGAUUAUUUCCGUAAACAACACCCUGGUGUUGUGCAGAUCAAAGCUUCCUUGGUGGACAAUUCUCUGGAGAAAGCUGAAGAGGGAGAAGAAGAAAAUCCUCAAUUGUUCAUCAACCAGCAGAUUGCACGUUUCUUAUGAUCCUUACACAUACGCCAAGAAUUUCGAUCAAGGCUUGAUGUCAGAUCCUGAAGACAUUUCCCGGUCUUUCUCUGCUAGGUUUGCUGUUCCUUCCAGGAUUUUUGACAACGGUGGAUUAACAGUUUGAAGCUAGAACUAUCAGAAACAAAUUGGUGUUUCCCAUCUUUGUUUCUUUCUUCUUCUUUUUUGUUUAUUAUUAUUUUUUUCUUUUUCCUUUUGUUUAUGAAUAAAUUAGCUGCUAUAAUAAUAUAGUUUCUGAUAUUUGAUUAUCCUAAUAAAAAUUUCUUCUGUUC